AUGGAUUCUGUACUGAUGGAUGAAUAGUAAAUUAUAUAUAUAUAUAAAUAAGUGCUUGGAUAAAGGGACAAUAAUUUAUUGUACUAGAUGAUUAAGAUAACGUAAUAAUUUAAACUUUCAAUGUUGGUGAUUUAUCAAGAAAUUCAGUUAGUAAUUCGAUGGAGAAUGAAAGUGUAGCUGCGAUUUUAAAUUUGGCAAUAGUAUAAGGUAAUCGAGAUUUUCUAGAUUUGAUUGCAAGUAGUGGGACAAUUAAUUAAAAUAGAUUUACAUUAAAAGAAUUGAUUAAUAGAUUGAUAGGAGAUUAUGAACUUUAUAAAAAUAAUUUAUUUUUAAUAAAUAAAGUAGAUACUUAAUGGAUGAAUGAUUGGAUCAUUAAAGUAUUUUUGGUAAAUAAAAAUAAGAAAACUUUUAUUUUUAUUUAAAUAGAAUAAAAAGAAGUAGUAUUUUAACCUUCUUUUUAAGCAUUUUCUUAAUUUGCCACUUAUAUAACUCCUAGUUUAAAUUCAAUAAUGGCAAUAUCAGUUUUGGCAGAAUCAGAUGCAUAAAUAAACAAUUAUAUGUUAGAGAAGUAUUUUUAUCCAAUUAGAAUCUCAAGUGUGAUUGUUUAUCUUUAAUUAACAAAUAUGAGAGAUUUUAAUCUUCAUAAUCAAAAGAAACUGUUAUUAAGAAUAAGUUCGGUUGAAAUUUCAUAGAUUUGCGAAGAUUUAAUAAUUAUGGUAUAAGAUACUUCUAAAGCGAAAGGAAUAGAAAUCAAAUUGGAACAUGAAGCAACAGAAAACAAUAUUGAAACUGAUGCAGAAAGAGUAAUGUAAAAUUUUCAAUAUUUUAGUUAAAAUAAUUGAUGUUACCAUUAAUUAAAUAUUGCAUAAAAUAAACUAAAGAUGAUAAUAUUUUAAUAUCUUGGAAAAUGUUUAAUUCCAAAGCAUUCUAAAUCAUCAUACACACUCCAAUCAAUAUUGAUGAAAAGGAUUUAAGAAUAAUAAGAUUAAAUUUAAAAAAGCCAUCUUUACAAUUUAUUAGCUCAAUAUUGAUCAGGAUCUACCAAAAAAGGGUUAGAGAUCGCAUAAGUGGAACCUUAUGGAACAGCUUUCAAAUUUACAUUGCAAUCAUUUAAUAUUAAAAAUGA
This is a messenger RNA of Paramecium sonneborni, 1126 nucleotides long. Lineage: Eukaryota; Ciliophora; Oligohymenophorea; Peniculida; Parameciidae. The record is from the annotation of a GenBank genome assembly.